AUGUCGGUUCGCAGUUUGAAGGACAAUCCAGCUGCGGGAUGCGCGCCAGCCGCUUCUGCAGACGCCACGGCGCAGGGCAAUCAUGGAGAAGAUUUGAAUCCAGACUCGAUCACGCGACUACCCGGCUUGCAGACCGUGCCGAAAUCAAGCGCCAGAAGGCCAACCGUGCCACCACGCUGGGGACCAACUGCGUCUGGUGAUGGCUCUGUCUCGGGUGAGGGUGCAGUCUCAUCGCACGGGAACAGCACGCAGAACCCGAACCACGUCGCAAAUGCUUGGGACGGCUGGUUCAACACCGGGCACUCAAUGGAUGAGAUGUUCAACCAGCACUUGUAUUCGGGGGACUACGACUACACAAGCUGGAGCCAGGCUUGGCACAACAGCUGGCAAGCAUGGCCGUGGCCAGGUUCCAAAGGCUCCACGGUUCGGCCACCGAACGCAGUGCAGACCGAAGUGCAACAACGAAAGGCGGAAGAGCAAGAGCAGCAAGAGUGGGAGAAGAAGCUGGCAGAGGCCAUCGACACUGAUGUCCUGGCCGGCUUGAAGAUGUUGUUGGAGGGCAGGGGGUCUGGUACGGCUGGCGAAAGUCCGAGCCCUCCCCGUCCCGAGUUGGUGGCCAAGAUUUUGGAACGAGCCGCAGUGCAGGGACCUGUUGCACUCGUUGAGGUUGCCGAGGGUCUCUUUGGCACCCAGUCCGGUGCGAAGAUGACACUCGACAUACCAACCUAUGCGGGAAUGCUGCAGAGGCUAGUUCUCGAUCCAGCUUGCUAUCGGCCGGCAGCAGUCCGGCUGCUGCUAAAUGUGGCUUUGAGCAAGGAGAGCCCUGUGGUACCUGUGGCACCGGGGAUUCUCACGGACUCCGAGACAGUCAUAUGCGAACGGAACGUGCAGGACAAAGACAUCGAGGAGGAGGAGGAGAAAGACGAAGUUGGGAAGGAAUGGCCCGAAGAGCUGGUCUUCCGGAAUUCUGGUUGUUGGCCGGAACUCAACGGAGUUUUCAAGCGCACGCGGGACUUUGAUCAUGUAAGCCAGCAUCAAAGGCCCACCUACGAAAGGAUGGUGUCUGCAAGAUCUGGAGACAUGAGACUGUUAUGCUUUUUCUGGGAAUACAGUUGCGAGCGCGAGCGUGGAGAGCAAGGGGCCCAAAAUGAUGCUGGCGCUGCAGGCACGGCCAAAAAGAGGCGUCGCCGAGCAGUCUCUGUUGAGCGUGGGUGGUGGUUGGGCAAACGGAUGGGCGGCGCUGAUCUGAUGGGCAAGGGUAAGCCGGGUAACUCCGAGCUCUCCGAGCUUCCAACGGGGGAGGAUUGGCAAUUGAAGCCACCAGGCGUCGAAGUCUUUCAAGCCGAUCCUGGAGGCUUCGUUGAUCAAGAGCAGCUGGGUAUCGAGGCAUUGCAGCGGCUUAACUUGAGCAGCCUUCAGGGACAUGUUGUCUCACCACAAGGCGUGCACAGUGCGCGAUACUUUGGCCACUUCUGCAGUCUGUUGCACCUGGAAUACCUGCAAGAAGUCGCUACAUUACGUCGACGUGCUUCGCGACGUUCGGGAGAAGAACUUGAACGAGGUGGUUGGGCUUUGACUGGCAUGCGUGUUCGCGACGUUGUGGAACGACCGGCCAAAGGCAAGGGUCGUAAAGGAUCGGGAAAGGGACCGACGUCUGGCUUCCAGAUGUUUCUGUGGCUGCCACCCAAGACGGACAUUGACAGGUUGCGAUUUCGGAAGGGCGACAGCAUCAUUUUGUCCGCCACGCAUCCUUUGCAGGACAGGCUCGCAGAAGGACAGCUCCAGGACAUAACAGACAAGUGGGUUUUGCUUUCCUUUGAAGAAGUUUCGCCUCCGCAAGGCUGUAAACAGCGUCUUUGGCGAGUUGACAAAGGAAGCAACAGGCUAAGCUACGCGAGGCAACUGGAUUCGCUUGUGUCCCUGUGCACCGGUUACGUUGACAGCACCUCGGUAGGUGAGGAUUGUUCCAAGAUAUUUGAGAUCAUCAGAAACGGAAAUGUGGGUCAAGCCGACUCUUGGGCAUCGCGUGUAUGGAGCGACCUGAAAGAAACAGCGGUCAGCGAUUCUACGGCUGCGACUGCGGAGCUCGCCGAGCAAAAGGGCGACGAAUCACAGGUACAGAGGAUGCAGACAGAGGCACCCAGAGCAGAGCUUGCAGAGGCUUUCAAGCCAGGUGAGGUUGUCACCUUACACGGCCUUCAGGCUGAAGAUCUGAAUCAUCAGCAGGGCGAAGUUGUCGCUGUGAAUGGGAGCAUCCGUCAAGCGGGCGAGCACGCCGUUGAAGGUGAAGACGUGCGGAUAAACGUUCAGGUGAAUGGUUCUGUAAAAGCCGUAAGAGUUUCUAAUUUGAAGAAGGUGGACAGCGAAUCUACCGCCGACAGCUCCGCAAAGGCUGCGACCGGCACUGCGGCAACAGCCGCCGAGAAGAUGAUUUGCGAUGCGGCCAUGCUGACGAAGUGUGUUGAAAGUAUUCCUGCCACAUGCACGGACUCCCAGCGACGGGCUGUGGCUGCCACGUGUGAAAGACGCCUCACCAUUAUCCAAGGCCCUCCCGGCACAGGCAAGACUGCGACGGCCGUGCAGAUCCUCCGCUCCUGGGCCCAGUUGGGAUUGAAACCACUUUUGGCGGUGGCCGAUGGGAACAUCGCGGUUGACAACAUAGCAGCAGGGCUGGCGAAGCAGGGAGUCGACGUGAGAGCAGUACGUGUGGGUCGGCCAGAGAAGAUCCGGCCGGAAUUGGAAGAAAUAACCCUGGACAAUCAACUCCGUCGCAUGAAGAAGCAGAAGCAGGAGCAGAAGGCAGCCGAGGAGCGAGCAGCAGCCAUGGCCGUUCUGGAGCAGAUGACGCUCAGAGAUCUCAAGCUCCAGGACAGAGAUGCCGAUGCAGGCAUUCUGCCCAGCACCUUGCAGGCAGCACAGGUCAGUGACCAGCAAGCGAAGGGAAGCAGUGAGGAGCAGAGAGAAGGCCGUGAGCAGAUGCACAUACCGGCAGCGAGGGUGCUUGAACUUGCGCUGGAGUCCAUCUGCACCGCAGAGGCUUCCAAAGCUGAGGCAGCUGCUGCAGAAAUUCUGGAAGCACGAACUGAAGCAGAAGCGCAACAUCAAGAGCAACAGAAGCGAAUUCAAGCGCGCAGGGAGGAUGCGGAGAUGCAGCUCCAGGCGCUUCGUGAGGCCGACGUGCUUUGUGCACAGUUAAUCACUGCCGGAGGCGGCUUGCUUGCAAAGCUCGGCCCUUUCAAGGGCAUCUUGAUUGACGAAAUUGCACAGGCCACAGAAAUAGUGUCUCUCGUCCCCAUCGUCCAGCGACGCUGUGAGCGUGUCGUACUCGCGGGAGACCAUUGCCAGCUGCCGCCAACGGUGCAAUCUCAAGAGGCAGAGCGCAGAGGCUUAACACUGUCGCUGUACGGUCGUCUUGUGCAGGAAGGCCUGGAGCCAUACUUCUUGGACACGCAGUUCCGUUCCCACCCGAAGCUUGUGGAGUGGGUUGCAAGCUCCAUAUACGGAGGGCGGCUGAAGAGCGGAAUUCACGAUGGCGCCCGUCCUCCAAUGAAAGGCUUUGAUUGGCCCAGGAAGAAGGUCCCAGUGGCUUUCGUUGAGAUGGGGCGAGCAUCACGAGAAUCCCAGGAGCACGAGUCGAAGAUGAAUUCGGCUGAAGCAGAAAGAGUCGUUCACAUCAUCGAGUCCGUAUUGGAUGCCGGCUGCACUGCCGAAGACCUUGGAGUGGUGACCCCGUACAUGGCGCAGGUGCGGCUUCUUCGGACAUCAUGGAGGAAUCGCUGCAAGGAGAGGGGCAUGAAAUGGAAUGCAUCGAAGAACUCCAGAACGCUUGAAAUCGCCAGUGUCGACAAUUUCCAAGGCCGCGAGAAGGAACUGAUCGUUUUCUCGGCCGUGAGGAACAACGCUGCUGGACGGGUGGGCUUCCUUGCAGAUUGGCGACGACUGAAUGUGAUGUUGACUCGUGCUCGACGAGGCCUCGUCGUUGUUGGCCAUGGCCUCACCUUGAAGAAGGAUCCUUACUGGCUGCAGUGGCUCGGGUGGUGCGAAUCUCACCGAGUGAUCGUUGACAAGCAGGCCUGGCACGACAUCGUUCGUGCCGCGAAGCGGGCGGAAAAGAGACCACAUGUCAAGUCACUCUUGCACAACCUCUUCGAAUUCGAGCAGGCACCCCAGACGGAAAAGGCAUUCUGCAAAUUCGUCAAAGAGCACUUGGGAGAUCGCUGUCAGGGGCCGGAUGAUGCAGAAAUGCUGUGGCAGGCGGUGACGAAAGCGAGAGAAGAGGCCUCUGCUGCUGCACAGCGUCGCUCCAACGAGGAGGAACUGCCCAAGAUGCUCACCGAGGUCGCCAUUGCAAAGCCUGCUGACAUUCCGAAGCUGAGAUUUCAGGACCUCGGGGAUCCGGAUCCCAACCGGCGAAGCCGCUGGCGAAGUUGGAAGUUUGUUGCCCAGGAGUUUCUUUGGGCACCGAACCCCGAGCAUACAUGGAGCUGGCAAGAGCUCAAGGAGAAGAUGCACGACUACUACCAGACAUUUCUGACCGCGUCCAAUCAAACAGACAACCGGUCAAAGAAGCAGCUUUUCCGUGAAAUGAGGCAGUCCCUGCCAGAAGAAUGGUUCGUGAAGGACACUACUCUGCAGGUGCAACUGAAGCCUCUGGACCAGCAGCAAGCGGCAAGAAUGGUGUGGAAAGCGAAUCGCCAGGAUUUCCACGAGCAAGGAGCCUCCCACGCUGAAUGCAUCUCCAUCUCCAAAGAAAAGGAAGAGGUGGAUGUAGCUGAUGUCGGAAUGAAGUUUGGCAAGCAGCUGGAAAGACACAAGGUCACCGGCUGGGAGGCUUUCUACAUUGACUACGGCGGGCUGAAGCGCUCUCUCAAGGAUCAUUACGGGGCUUUGAAGCCCCGUUCAAAAGCAAACGACGGCGCCUCUUCCAGCGAAGGGUCUCCCCGUGGUGACUACGAAUGCAAGAUCAGCGACGAGUGGUUCGAGGAGCUGAGUGCCUGUGUCCAUCGGGUGAACUACCUCCUCACAUCGACUGCUGGCGAAGUGGAGGAAUUCGAAGAGAAGGAUCCCUUCAGUGAUCAUGUGAAAAGUAGACUCGAUAGGUUGAAGUGUCAGCUGCGUGAGUUUGCUGAUCAGCUUGGCCUGGACGGGGAUUUGCAGAUGAAUUCUCCGCAUGAUAAGUCUGCCACCGAGAAUCUGUGGGCAUUGGCGAGGAUCUCCUUUUCUCUUGGGGUGAUCUCCAUGGCACUUAUAGUUUUGGCAGUCCUGUCUGGAAUGGAGCCUCAAAUAAAUCACUACUCCGUUGAAGAUCUGGCAGCUACGAUACCUGUUUUUCGCCUUUCCUUCAUGAUGAGCUUAACAGCCUGGCUGGCUGGUGCAUGUGCCAGCGUUUUCGAGCGGUACAACAUCAAUUAUUUGUUUCUAUUAGACAUCUCUCCAGACCUGGAUGUUUCAGCAAUCUCCUUGCUGAACUAUGCGUCUGUUCAGACUGGAGUCUGGAUUGUUCUCACAUUCUGCUUUCUGGCAGACAUGAAAUUUGGCGCUGUGCUUUUCAACAUUCACCCGGAGAUUCACAAGCUUGGCUGGUCCCUAGCUCACGUCUACUCCUUCAGCGUGCUGAUGCUACAGCUUUGCAUAACCUCUUGGUGGGUGUCCAGGGGCGCUCGCCAGCUAUUCUCGAGAUUGAUCUUGCGCGUCUCUUGCUUCUCUCUGCUAGGAGAAGUUAGCUUCGCAGAAAACAUUUUUGCUGACCUUCUGACCUCGUUUGGCCGACCUUUAAAAGAUGUGGCCUACACUUCAUGUUACUUUCGCAAUUGGCAGACAUUAAACGCCCGUGACAUUCGGGUACAAUGCAAGCAAGACAAGGGGCUCGCGUGGGCGAUGCUUCAAUUAAUCCUGGUGCUGCCGCUGGUCUUCCGAAUUGCACAGUGCCUACGCCGGAUGCACGAUACAGGUGACACAGCAAGGCACUUGCUCAACUGUGUUAAGUACUGCCUGGCAAUUAUCGUCAGUUUGCUGGCUGCCGUCCAUCAGCUCCCGCUGGGACUGGCACCGUUAGAAUUCGACAUGGUGCGGAUGUUGAGUUACAUAGCAGCCACUUCCUAUGCUGCAACCUGGGACAUCGUGGUGGACUUCGGGCUCACAGUCAGCAACCGGCACCGCUUGUAUCCUCGCCCUUCGUAUGCUGUUCUAGCGUUCGUGGAUGUGGCUCUGCGCACGACGUGGCUACUGACAUAUCUGCCCGAUUGCCAUGCCUUCGUUCGUGCAUCAACUUUCAACCGCGAGUGCUUUGCGUUCAUGAUCAGUUCCCUCGAACUCAUACGUCGUGCAGUUUGGGCAGCAGUGCGAAUCGAGCACGAGCAUCAAAGCAAUGCUGGCCGCUUUCGCUCGGUCUGCUGGGUCCCGCCUCUUGAACAUCGAAGGCCGGUGGAGUCAGACCUGCACAAGCUCCACCUUCAAAGGAAGAAAACGUCGGAAGUUCUGGUGCCUCUCAGUCCAGAGCCGCAGUCGCCUGUGCAAUCGAUGGAAUCAACUGCACGAGCCGGUGCUGAAUUCGUGGACCGCACGGUGGCGAAGGUAGUCGUCCCCGAGGACCCUUUCGCACUGCGGCCGACUAGACGCUUUGAGCAGCAGUUGCAGAGCCACUUUGGAAAGAAGCUUGGCCAAAGCGAACCUACCGACUAUUGUUCGACAGAGAAGCUGGGAGCUUUGACGCCUGCCGUAGAGGUGCUGGUCGCCGCGGACUGCGUCACUCAUCCUACCAGCCUACUCGCCAAGAGAAUCAUGGACGCAAUCGGUCCAGCAGACGCGGCCCCCGUCGCAGAAGACCUGGAGUCGAAAACCUCCAGGCCUCGACGAGACCGCAAGUCCAAUGCCGAGACGCAGAACGGUCUCCCAGUUUUCUGUCGAACUAGACACUUCAACAGAGCAACGGCUACGUAUUCGGUGCCACUCUGGGACUUCACUUCUCGAUGGUUGCCUGACGAGCUAAAGGCCCUCGAGCCCACCAGGUCAGUUCGGGGCUCUCGUGGUUUUGAACCUCCUGGCCGGACGGGAGAGGCUUCAGAGGAGAAUGAUACUGAGAUCGGAGGAGAAGAAAAGGAGAACCAGCCCGAAGAUCCGGGACCAGAUCUUCCAAGCGAGAGUGAAGAAAGCGAGGUUGCUUGGGAGGGGCACUUGGGUGUGGAAAGCAGAGCCUGGGCAAGGGGUGUGGUCGAUGGAGCGCUUAUACUGCUGCGACGACUGCAAUGCGGGUCAGAUCCUCCAACAAUAUAUGGCUUGGGGGUUUGUGCAGCUUUGAUUCCGCCCGAGACUCUUGCAGAAGGCAGUGAUCUGUCCUUGGACAGGCGUCUAGCGGAGAUUUUGCGGACCCGCUCCCCUCGGUGGGCUGUGUGUGCGUUACGCAGUGGCCAUUUCGCCGGGGCCGUUUUCAACGGCCAAGAGGCCGUUAUCCACAAAGCGAUUCAUCGGUACACUGUCCGUGCCAAAGCUGGUGGAUCGCAGAGUGCGUGCGACAGCAGCAAGAAAGUGAAGAGUGUUGGCUCUUCCCUGCGCCGCUAUGGAGAGCAGCGGCUCGCAGAAGAAAUCAAAGAGCUAAUGACUGACAAAUGGGCACAGCACUUGGCCGAGUGUGAAUUGGUUCUGGUAUCUGUUUCGAAACGGAUGAGGCCGACCCUUGUUGGCACUGAGAAGGAGCCGUUUUUGCCCGACCCGCGCAAAGUCCGCAAACUGCCUUUCAUGAUUGGCAAGCCAACUUUCGAAGCGGUCCAAGCAGCCUAUCUCCGGGCUGCUAGUGUUGUGUUCUGCGAAGAAGGCGUUGCAGAUGCAGUGACUGCAAGGUUCAGGCCGGCACCUGCCAGAACGGAAGAGCCUAAGCAGGCGGCGCCUCCUUCAGAAGAGAUAGCAGAAGCAGAACCGGUGCAAGCUCCGGCUGUCAAGUAUUCUGAGGAGGAUGACCCUCUCUUCUCGAGUCUGCAUGUGGCAGCCCAAGCCAAUGAUGUCAUGGCGAUCACAGAAGAACUGGAGCAGGGUGCAGACCCGACUUCUCGAGACAGCAAGGGCCGAGUGCCGUACUAUCUAUGUGCAACGCCGCAGGCGCGAGAAGCCUUUCGAAAGUGGCGGGGCAGCAACGAAGAUGCUUGGGAUUGGGCAUCUGCGCAGGUGCCGGAAGGAAUCACAGAUGCGCAGCCAGUGUGCGGUCAUGAAGCCGUUGGCACUGUCCAAGUGCACGCCGAUGGCAGCGGUGCCACGAAGUGGUACUCGAUGCCGGCAAGCGGGUUGGAAAGGGAAGGGGCGACUCUGUCUCCUCUAGAGGUGUCAGCUGUGGGCAGCUUGCACAAGUUGGCAGCACCCGUCACUACGCAUCACGACCAUCGAGAGAACAGCGCGAGAUCGAACCCUCAUGACGUCGGUUCCUCUACGGAAAGCAUGCUGGAGAAUGGGGUUGCCAGCCGACAGGCCCGCGAAGAGAGAGUCAGCACUGCAGCUAGCCUGGGCAUGGCAUUGCAGACAUCCAACGCGACAAUUCUCCGACGAAAAGCCAGUGCGCUGGCAGCAGGCAGGCUGAUGGGUGAUCAGCUUGCCGCCGCAGGGAAGGAGAUGAGCGAGGUUGCUGCUGGUGCAGCUGCUGCUGCUUUCCAAUCUGCGGUUUCUGCGCAGCUGGGGAAUGAACUCUCGGCCAGCAUUGCGGCCGAGAGUGCUGGCCAAGCAGCAGGAAAAGCUGCAAAGAUGGCAGACUACCCUGAGCGAGGCAGUGUGCAGGCAGUUGCCGAUGCAGCCACAACCGCUGGCAAGAAGCACGGCUUGUCCCAGGACAGCGCAGCCGCAUCGGGAGCGAUGGCAGCAGGUCAUUUUGCAGCCGGAGAGGCAUCUUCUGACGGGCGCAUGUCUGAGGAAGUCGCGCAAGCGGCAGCUACAGCAUCUGCAGCUUAUGCCUACGGUGCCGGAUUGGCCACGAAAGACAUCGCUACCAUCUCGGCCAAAGCGGCAGCAUCAGCAGCUGCAGACCAUGCCGUUGCGGCCGGCAUGCAUCUGCAAGACAUUCAAAAGCUGGCUCGGCAAGCGGCCACUGUUGCAUUCAACACUGCCCUGGAGGUGUACACAAGCAUGGCUCACGAAGCCGAGCCCACGGACACUCCAAUGGAAGACAGCAAGGCUUCAGAGAUCCUGUAUUCACCAGCGGAGACAUCGGAUGGAGUGCAGGCCAUCAAGAAUUUGACCAACACUGCAGGCGAUGAAAGUGUAGCUUGGCCCUGGGCGUCACCCGAGCAUGCGCUGGAGAGCGCUGAAAGUUUACCGGCUCUGCCUGGUGAAGCUGGGGUGGUUGUAAGCAGCCUUUUCGGGGAGCCUGGUCAGCGUGGAAGCCGCGGGGCCACAGGGCCGCAGGGGCCUCCAGGUGCAGCAGGGCCUGCGGGUGCGGCAGCCCGCGGCCCACCCGGGCCUGCAGGACCGCAAGGCCCUCAUGGUCCACCAGGGCCACAUGGAGACCCUGGGCCCCAAGGCAUUCCAGGACCAGAGGGGCCAGUUGGAAGCAUGCCGGCCGAUACCCACACGUGGCAGCAGGUUCUAGACUACUAUCAAGAAGUACUGGGCAAAAUGGAGACAUCAUUGGGGAGGAAGCACCGCGCAGUGAACAAUGACCUUGUCCUUCUGAACCGGCAGGCUGCGCUCUACCAUGCACGGGAUGCUGGUGUAAGGCAUGGAGCAACGGGCCUGCAUGCGUACAUACUUCGAUCCUAUGCACGCAUUGCGGCAUCACUGUCCCAAGCUCUUCGGCUGGACCACACCGUCUCGGGGUCCUUUGCAGCAGAAACACCAAGGCAAGACUUGAAGGAUGCCAGGAAGCUUCUCUUGGUUGCGAGAGCGCAAAACAACUUCAUUCGCCAUACAGAGAGGGGAUCGUCACCGCAAAGAUGGCACGGAGCUGGCCUCCUGCAGGACAGCAUGAAAAGCCGGUCCAUGAAUGUAGUGAUGGGAUGGCUUGCUGCAAGUGUUUGUGUCUUCGGGCUUCUUCUCUGA
Molecule: messenger RNA, 10014 nt
Organism: Symbiodinium necroappetens
Lineage: Eukaryota; Dinophyceae; Suessiales; Symbiodiniaceae
Source: the annotation of a GenBank genome assembly